AUGAUUGAGUGGACGGGUAGGGCGGCCAGCGGUGAGAUCGACAUCUCGGAGGUGAGGGGUGAGCAGCCGACCAUAUCUCAGAGUACUCUGCAUUACGGCGCCCAAUGGCCUCAGAACCAGUACUCCGGCAGCGGACCCGUCGACUUCGGCUUCGACUUCAGCCAAGACUAUCACGUGUUCGGCGCCGAGUGGACCAACGCGUCCAUCAAAUUCCUUGUCGACGACAAGGAGUUCCACACCGAGAAUAUUGACCGCAAUAUGUCAUCGGGUGCGCCCUAUACCAAGAAUGGACAGCCCUUUGAUCAGCCAUUCUUCUGGAUCCUUAAUGUUGCAGUGGGCGGACAGUUCUUCCCGUCCAACGAGUACGGGCCCGCCGUUACCCCCGAUGAGGCCCGACAGUGGCCUAAACCCACGAUGGAAAUCGAUUACGUCCGGAAAAUGUGA
Oppiella nova is the source of this 444-nucleotide messenger RNA. NCBI's taxonomy places the organism in Eukaryota, Metazoa, Arthropoda, Arachnida, Sarcoptiformes, Oppiidae. The record is from the annotation of a GenBank genome assembly.